AGGGCUAUCCGUUAGAUGGAGCCGCCAGUGCACGGAAAGGGCUAUCAACGAGAUGUAGCUUCCCCCGAUGAGAUUGAUGAGAUAUGACAUGAUUUCGGGUGGAGAGGGCUAUCCGUUAGAUGGAGCCGCCUCUUGGAUAAGAUAAUCCUUAAGAGGAAAGGGCUAUCAACGAGAUGUAGCUUCCCCCGAUGACACGAUGUGACUUGAGAAAGGAAAGGGCUAUCCGUUAGAUGGAGCCGCCCCUAGGGGAAAGGCCACCCCGUAGGAGGAAAGGGCUAUCAACGAGAUGGAGCCGCCUUAUGAUUAUGGUUCUCUCAUGUGUGUUCCCUAUUGUAUUUGGAUUAUCGGAUUUUGAGUGAUUUUAUAAAUUGAAAAUGCUUUAACCGCAUUAUGAUUCUUUAAGUUUGCUCUAUGUCAAAGUGACAUUGAUUUGAGUUAGUAAAGCAUGAAGCUUUUACCAUGCCAUAUAUGUUUUAUGAAAGUGAUUUGAGUUACUUGACUUGAUCAAAUGUCAUAUUUAUCCUGAGUUUUAAAGAGAAAAUCGUGCCUAUGAUGUUUCCCUUCUAGUUCAUGGUGGUUUAUAGGCCCUCACUAAGUCUUUGUGACUUACCCCCUCCUUAUUUCCAUUUCAGAUUCACAGGUAGCUGAGUAGGAGGUUGCUUCAGUUGCAGCUUGUACAGUUACUUCUUUUUGGUGAGGAUGCCACCCAGGAUGAGGAUUCCUGCUAGAAGGGGAAAUUCUGAUGAGUCCGCUACCCAACCCCAAGACCCUCCUCCAAGGGGUCGUGGUCGGCGUCGUGGUCGAGUUAGAGGGAGAGCUGGAGGAAGAGAUGCGCCGGCUGGGCGUGGAUUGGCUGAUGAGGUAGCCAAUGAUCAGGUUCCAAGGGCAAGGAGAAGGAAUCCAGGGGUUGCAGAGCUUGCAGCUACUAUGCAAGUGUUUCAGCAAUCUGUGCAACAACUUGUAGGAGUUUUGGGUGGGCAACAACAACAGGGGAACCCAACUCCUAUAGCUAAUGAUCCGCAACAAGGAGAAAGACAGGGACAACAACAACUAGCAGCUACCCUUGGUGAGAUUACUGUCUCAUUGGCAGACUUCAUGAAGCUCAAACCGCCUACUUUUUCUGGGUUACCGAGUGAGGACCCACAGAGGUUCAUUGAUGCUUUGGAGAGACUAUGGAGAGCCUUGGGAUGCUCAUCUGUCAGGGCUGUAGACUUGGCAUUAUUCCAGUUGGAGGGUAUAGCACACGAUUGGUAUGAUACCUUGAUUCAUUCGAGGCCAGUGGGAUCGCCUCCAUUAGACUGGGGUUCUUUUUCACAGCACUUUAUGAGCCGUUUCCUUCCAGAGAGUGUCAGGGAUGGUUUAGUCCAUGAGUUUGAGAGACUGGAGCAGACGGAGGGUAUGACUGUAUCAGAGUAUAGUGCUCGUUUUACCCAGCUCUCUAGACAUGUUCCUUAUCCUCUCACAGAGGAUAUGCGUGUCAAGAGGUUCAUCAGAGGCUUGCGGGAGUAUUUGUAUAGAUCUGUGGUUGGGUCUAAUUGUUCCACUUUUACAGAGGCUUUGAGUUUAGCACUUCAGAUUGAGCAGCGACAGAAGGAGAAAAACAGUGGUACUCGAGACUCUCGCAAAAAGCAGCGACUAGAGGCGUCACAGAGUAGCCAGCCGAGUCAUGGCAGUGGAUAUGGUGGCAAGCCGAGGUCAGUGGUUCCAGGGAGUGUAUCUAGUGGUCGGUCUUCAGGCUCUGUACAGAGUCAUAGAUCACGUUCUGGAGGGCCUUCCCGACCUAGUUUUUCUCAGAGGCAUGGUGAUGUGAGAUCUAUUCCUUGUCCUACUUGCGGGAGGUUUCACUCUGGAGCUUGCUUGGGAGAUAGUAGAGCGUGCUAUCAGUGUGGCCAAACCGGUCAUAUUAGGAGGGAUUGUCCUUUGACUGUGGCACAUCCCUCCUCUAGUCAUGCAUCAGCACCAGGUGGAGCGGCUUUAGCAUCUUCUCAUACUUCUGCAACAUCUGUGAGACCGUCCGGGAGUGCUUCAGGUCGAGGUUCUGGAGUAUCUCAGCAGGGUGGCAGAGGUACUGGUGGCAGAGGUCAGGGACAGGCUGGGAGAGGUCAGGCACGUGUGUUUGCUUUGACUCGCCAGGAUGCUCAGGCAUCCAAUGCAGUGGUUACAGGUACACUUUCUGUAUGUUCUCAGGAUGCUCGUGUUUUAUUUGAUCCUGGAGCUACACACUUUUUUGUAUCAGUGUGGUUUGCUUCUCAAAUUGGUAAAUGUUCUUGUCCUUUAAAGGAUACAUUGGUUGUGGCUACCCCUCUUGGGGAGAAUCUUUUAGCUGAUUCUAUUUAUCCUUCUUGUGAGGUAUUCGUUGAGGAUAGAAAAUUGUUAGCAGACUUAAUAACUCUAGACAUGGUUGACUUUGAUGUAAUCUUGGGUAUGGAUUGGUUGGCCUCUCAUUAUGCUACUGUGGAUUGUCGUAACAAAGUAGUGAGGUUUGAUAUGCCUGGAGAGCCUUCUUUUUCAUUCCAGGGUGAACGGUGUUUGACACCGUAUAAUCUAAUUUCAGCAUUAGGAGCCUUUCGGUUGCUAAGGAAGGGUUGUCAAGGAUACUUAGCUUUGGUAAAAGAUACUCAAGCAGUUGAAAAGAAACUUGAAGAAGUCCUGAUAGUGUGUGAAUUUCCAGAUGUAUUUCCUGAAGAACUUCCUGGUUUACCACCUGAUCGGGAGAUAGAAUUUUCUAUAGACUUGGUUCCUGGCACCCAACCAAUAUCUAUACCUCCUUAUCGGAUGGCACCAGCAGAGCUUAAGGAAUUAAGAGAGCAGUUGCAGGAUCUUCUUGAUAAGGGCUUUAUUCGCCCUAGUUCUUCUCCUUGGGGAGCACCUGUCUUGUUUGUGAAGAAGAAGGACGGGACCAUGCGGUUAUGUAUUGAUUACAGACAAUUGAAUAAGGUGACUAUAAAGAAUAAGUAUCCUUUACCUCGCAUAGAUGAUUUGUUUGAUCAGUUGCAGGGAGCUCAAUGUUUCUCAAAGAUUGACUUGCGAUCAGGGUAUCACCAGUUGAAGAUUAAGAAGGAAGAUGUUCCUAAAACGGCAUUUCGGACACGCUAUGGCCAUUAUGAGUUCUUGGUCAUGUCCUUUGGACUCACUAAUGCCCCUGCUGCUUUUAUGGAUUUGAUGAAUCGAGUCUUUAAACCCUUCUUGGAUCACUUUGUGAUUGUGUUUAUUGAUGAUAUUCUUGUGUAUUCUAAGGGUAAAGAAGAGCAUGAAGAACAUCUAAGGUUGGUUUUGCAGACUUUGAGGGAGAAACAGUUGUUUGCCAAAUUCUCUAAAUGUGAAUUUUGGCUAGAUACUGUUGCCUUUUUGGGGCAUGUUGUAUCCAAGGAUGGUAUAAGUGUUGAUCCUAGCAAAGUGGAAGCAGUGCAGAAUUGGCCCAGACCCACGACAGUGAAGGAGAUUCGAAGUUUUCUUGGCUUGGCAGGAUACUAUCGUCGCUUUGUAAAGGACUUCUCAAAGCUUGCGUCCCCUUUGACCAGGCUAACUCAAAAGAAAGUUGAAUUUCAAUGGUCUAACGCUUGUGAGAAAAGUUUUCAGAAAUUGAAAGAAUGUUUGACUUCAGCACCCGUCUUGGCUUUACCCUCAGGUGGUGGAGGCUAUGCAGUUUAUUGUGAUGCUUCUAGAGUGGGCUUUGGUUGUGUUCUUAUGCAGCAUGGCAAAGUCAUUGCCUAUGCUUCUAGGCAACUCAAAGGGCACGAGCAGAAUUAUCCCACACAUGAUUUAGAGAUGGCUGCAGUAGUUUUUGCUCUUAAAAUCUGGAGGCAUUAUCUUUAUGGUGAGACUUGUGAAAUUUUUACUGAUCAUAAGAGUCUUAAAUAUAUUUUUCAGCAGCGAGACUUGAAUUUGAGGCAAAGAAGGUGGAUGGAACUUCUAAAAGAUUAUGACUGUACCAUCUUGUAUCAUCCUGGCAAGGCGAAUGUGGUUGCCGAUGCUCUAAGUAGAAAAUCUAUGGGUAGUCUUGCUCACUUAGCGGAGGUUAAGAGACCCAUUGUUAAAGAAUUUCAAGAACUUGUUGACAGUGGAGUUCAAUUUGAACUUGCACAUUCUAACUCAUUGUUGGCUAAUGUGCAAAUUCGUUCUACCUUUGUUGAUGAUAUUAAACAGACUCAAAGUCAAGACCCAUAUAUGGUGAAGAUGGUGGAAGAUGUUCAAAAUGGCAAAGUUUCACAGUUUUCAAAAUGGCAAAGUUUCACAGUUUUCAGUAGAUUCUCAUCUCAUGUCAUCAUCAUCUCAUUCAGUUCAUUUUGA
Lotus japonicus is the source of this 4290-nucleotide messenger RNA. RefSeq lists its product as uncharacterized. Gene Ontology annotation, molecular function: nucleic acid binding; zinc ion binding. The transcript has 2 exons. The coding region runs from base 700 to 4290 and encodes 1196 amino acids. The record is from RefSeq and is a predicted model, not a curated record. NCBI's taxonomy places the organism in Eukaryota, Viridiplantae, Streptophyta, Magnoliopsida, Fabales, Fabaceae.